AUGCAACUGUGGCCGUUGCUCUUUUCUUGGGUGUUCUGUUUGGCUUUUGGUCAGCUCAAUGGAACACCGGAGAGCUCCACCAGUGUUCAGACCUAUUCCCCGACCACCCCCUCCAAGGCCAAAACCACCGGCACCUAGGAUAACACCAUCGCCUCCAGGCCAACACCACCGCGUUAUGUACGACCACCGACAGCACCACCCAGAAGACCAACCAUACCACGUCCCAAGCCCACCAGAAGAGUUCCCAUUACAAGGAAGCCCACAAGAAGAAUCCCCAAGCCACCAGUAACCAGAAGACCCACUGUCAGAACUCGACCACCUCUAGUGCCAACGACUCGAAAGUUUUUGAUUUGGUCAAGGAUUCCCACUAGACUAUUACCUACCAAGCCAAAUAGAAGGCCCACUUUGUGGACUAGGCCACCAGUGCGUCCUCCGUUGCCAACUAUUCGUCCCACGCGGCCAAGAGUUGGUCCUACUCUAUGGACAAGACCACCCGUAAGGGUGACAGUGAGACCCACCAUAAGACCUACUAUGAGACCCACUAUAAGACCGACUAAUAGAGCCACCUUGUGGACAAGGCCUCCAACAGUUCGGCCUACAAAUCGAGUGACUAAUCCUCGUUCUACUUUAUGGACCAGGCCUUGGACUAGAUCCACCAGAGGAUUAACAUUUAUUUUCAAUGAUUCCACACCAACACUUGCAACGCCACGUCCAAUUAUAACCACUAGACCUCCAAAUCCGAACCUAACUAGAUCUACCAGAAGGUUAAUAUUUAUAUUCCCAAGGGACUCCACUCUAGCUACACGUCGUCCACGUUGGACUGUCCAUCCUACAGACCGACCGACAAGAGUUGUUACUUUGAGGAGCUGA
Messenger RNA from Drosophila eugracilis, 870 nucleotides. RefSeq names its product extensin. NCBI's taxonomy places the organism in Eukaryota, Metazoa, Arthropoda, Insecta, Diptera, Drosophilidae. The record is from RefSeq and is a predicted model, not a curated record.